This is a messenger RNA of Octopus bimaculoides (California two-spot octopus), 3814 nucleotides long. Its product is annotated as serine/threonine-protein phosphatase 2A 56 kDa regulatory subunit epsilon isoform. Gene Ontology annotation, molecular function: protein phosphatase activator activity. Lineage: Eukaryota; Metazoa; Mollusca; Cephalopoda; Octopoda; Octopodidae. The record is from RefSeq and is a predicted model, not a curated record. Gene Ontology annotation, cellular component: nucleus; cytosol; protein phosphatase type 2A complex. Gene Ontology annotation, biological process: signal transduction; protein dephosphorylation.
GACACAGAUCUCGUUCGAUAACGAUCUUUUGCGAGAGUUUCAAGGACGAUACGAAAAGCUGGACGCUUUGCGAACCCGUGGCGAAAAUCCCCCUUCCCUGUCGUAAAAGUCCGUAAUUUUUUUAGCAUUUUGUCUUUAUUAUACACUUGCCUCCUCUUCGAAUUAUUAUUAUCAUUUAUCAUUGGAAUAUUCCUGAAUUAUGUUGUAAAAGCCGGAUGGAAAUAUUAAUGCGUUAUAUUGUUCUACUACGGAGCGUCUAGGUGAGUUUCAAAAUUAAGCGGGUCGAGCCUUACGAAUUAUUUCAUACUCGGAUAAAUCAUUUAUAUCAUCUUCCCAAUAUACCUGCAAUCUACCUACCAAUCAAUUAACCUACCUAAGGAUGUGUCUGGCCUCUUGGUGGAGGCCAUGCUAUUAUUAUUAUAAGUUUACUAAGGUCCCUCCUAUGUAAGAACCGAGAAAUUUUUAGUUUCUUAUGGUCGGUCGGACCUUAACGUGUUCUGGUAAUUAAAAAAAAAUAAUAAAUAAAAAAAAAUAUCGUAAACACGUAGAAAUUGUUUAAAGCCAUGACCUCAAAAGUCCUGGACAUGGUCGACCCAUUCACGAGUAAAGCGACCAUCAAAUCGAAAAGGCAGAAACGAUCUCAGGGAUCGUCGCAUUACAGAACUAAAAAUGCCCCCGAACUGCAAGCUUUACCUCAUCUAAAGGAUACAUCACCCGCAGAACAGCAGGAACUGUUCACUAAAAAGCUUCAACAAUGUUGUUUAGUAUUUGAUUUUAUGGACCCUGUGUCAGAUUUAAAGAGUAAAGAAAUCAAACGAGCAUGUUUGAAUGAACUUGUGGAUUAUAUUACCGCUACACGAGGAAUUCUUACCGAACCUGUCUAUUCGGAGAUUGUAGGAAUGAUUGCUUGUAAUAUAUUUCGAACACUACCACCUAAUGAUAAUCCUGAUUUUGACCCAGAAGAAGAUGAUCCCACACUAGAAGCAUCAUGGCCCCAUUUACAGAUUGUCUAUGAAUUUUUCUUAAGGUUUUUAGAAUCUCCUGACUUUGUGGCAACUUCUGCUAAAAAAUUCAUUGAUCAAAAGUUUGUUCUUCAGUUAUUGGAAUUAUUUGACAGUGAAGACCCUCGGGAGCGUGAUUUUCUAAAGACAGUACUUCACAGAAUUUAUGGCAAGUUUUUGGGUCUAAGAGCAUUCAUUCGCAAACAGAUAAAUAAUAUAUUUCUCAGGUUUAUCUAUGAAACAGAACAAUUUAAUGGAGUUGGAGAAUUGUUAGAGAUAUUAGGCAGCAUCAUUAAUGGAUUUGCCCUCCCAUUGAAACAAGAACACAAAUUGUUUUUAAUCAGGGUUCUUAUCCCAUUGCAUAAAGCUCGCAGCUUGAGUCUUUACCAUGCACAACUGGCAUACUGCGUUGUACAGUUCUUGGAGAAAGAUGCCUCUCUUACUGAAGAAGUUGUGAAAAUUUUAUUAAAAUUCUGGCCUAAAAGGUGUAGCAUAAAAGAGGUAAUGUUUCUUGGUGAAAUUGAAGAAAUACUUGAUGUGAUAGAACCACCACAUUUUCAAAGAAUCAUGGAUCCACUGUUCAGGCAAAUAGCCCGUUGUGUAUCCAGUCCACAUUUCCAGGUUGCUGAGAGAGCACUAUAUUACUGGAACAAUGAAUAUAUCAUGAGUUUGAUUGAGGAGAAUGCCGUUGUGAUAAUGCCAAUCAUGUUCUCAUCUCUUUACAAUAUCUCUAAGGAUCACUGGAAUAAGACUAUAGUUGCACUGGUCUACAAUGUUCUUAAGACAUUUAUGGAAAUGAAUACCAAGCUCUUUGAUGAACUAUCUGCUAAUUACAAGUCAGAAAGACAAAGGGAGAAAAAAAGAGAGAAGGACAGAGAAGAACUGUGGAGAGAACUUGAAAAGCUUGAAGUUAACAACAAGACUAGAUUCAUCAACAAGACUCCAUCUUAACAGCUUGAUCACUGGACCUUAGCAACAAUGUGGUUUAAGUUUCUUGUGUUUUGGGGAGGGAUUGGGGGAGGAGACCACUGUUAAAACUGUGUGAAAAAAUAAAAAUAAUAAUGAUAACUAAAAUUUAAAAAAAAGAGAAAAACUUAAAAUUUAAAAAAUAUAAAGGAAUAAAAUUAAAGGAAAACACUAGAGGACUGUAGUGCCAAAAUUGUACAGCUUCUUGUACAUAGCCUGUGGAGAUCUAUGUCUUGGGCACAGCCGCUGUAAUUUAUUUCUUGGGUGUCUUGUAAGGCCUGAGCUGAAUGCUCCUAGAACUGACAGUCAUCUUAUUCCUGUCAAUGGCCUCUCUCUCUAUCUCUCUCCGUCAUCUGCUCCUCUCUACGUUGCAUAGUAAUUACAAACAAGACAGUAAAACACAUACAAACACACACAUAUAUAUAUAUAUAUAACUAUAUAAACACACAUGCUUGCAUACAUGAACACACGAAAUAGCAAUCAAAAACUGUUGAUUGGGGAAAGAAAGAAAAAAAAAUUAUUUGCAUAAAUAUUUGAAAACUUUUUUUGAGAAUUUUUUCUUCUCUCUCUCUCUCUCUCUUUCUAUCUCUAUCUCUCUUCUUUCUCUUUCUACUAUAACUUCUCCUUCUCUUUAGUUUGAUUGGCAACCUUUAUCCAGUCUGGAAAAAGAUUUUAAUCUGAAUAAAAUAUGUAUUUAAACUGCUUUUCCUGUGUGUGUGUGUCUCUCUCUUUCUCUCUGUGUCUGUCUGUCUGCCUGUAUUUCUCUCAUAGUAUUUAAUUUUUUUUUGUUUACAGCAUUUUAUAUAACAGAUUAAGAUAAAAAGACAUGGCUCAUUAUAUUUCAGUGUUUAUUAUUCAAAGUAUUUCAUAUUAAAAUAUGAAUUAAAUUUUUUUUUUAAUCUCCAAUUGAUAGAAUCUAAAAAGAAGUCAUCCCCAGUACUGUGUCUCACUUCUCCUUUUUUUUUUCUUUAUAUAAAUUAGACUUUCACUCUAUAUUUUGCCUUAUUGGUAAAAUCCUUGAUUUUUGUAACUUUUGUUAGUUGUUGGCAAUUUAAUAUAUAGUUUAAUAUAAUUACAUUUUUUUUUUACAUGCUAAUUAAAUCAUUGGCACAUGUACAUUGUCACACCUGCUCACACAUACUAAAUAGUACUUGACUGGUACAUAUUUAGUUGACUUUUAACAUGUGCAUUUAGUUAUGUUGGAAAUUUUAAGCAACAACAUAAACAGUAGUAUUUUUUCUUUCUUUCUUUUUUUUUUUUUUGUUUGUAAAUGACAAACAAGAGAUAAGCUCCUGAUGAUUCAGAUUAGUAACCCAGUUUCAAUUGAUGGCUGAGGGCCUUCUUCAUUUAUGCCCCCUAUUGUUCACUGUUGAGAAAGGCAUGGACAUCACACAAUCUCAUUUUCAGUAAAUGACUAGUGGCUUUGUGUCUCAGGAAUCAAUAUCUCUUUUCUUCCACUUCUCUUCUUAAAUGGACGUAGCAGUAACUCGACUGCAUGUUUGCUCAACACUAUCUUCGGUUAAUAAAUUUUGGAGAUGGAAACGUAAAAAAAAUAACUAUCAGUGGUUUAAAUGUCACCCAAGAAGAUGUCACACCUGAAGGUUUACAGAAAAUAAAAGGUUAUGAUACUGGUAACAAGGAGUCAUAAAGCUACUUCAGAUGUUCAAAGGGAAAUUACAAUGAAGUGCAGACAGGCUGAUUGCAUUUAUCAUGAAAAAAUUUGUCCAGUGUUUCACAUUUGUGACAUGAAUAACUUCAAAGGAACUGUUUCACAGCUGGUUUCAUAAAAUAUUAUUUAUUUAUAAUUAUAACUUUUGUAUAAAUGUAAAUAAACUGUUUUUAAAAUA